Bicyclus anynana (squinting bush brown) is the source of this 3023-nucleotide messenger RNA. RefSeq lists its product as uncharacterized. The transcript has 7 exons. Gene Ontology annotation, molecular function: chitin binding. The record is from RefSeq and is a predicted model, not a curated record. The coding region runs from base 291 to 2819 and encodes 842 amino acids. NCBI's taxonomy places the organism in Eukaryota, Metazoa, Arthropoda, Insecta, Lepidoptera, Nymphalidae. Gene Ontology annotation, cellular component: extracellular region.
UGACUGGCCAGUGAUAUUAGCAGUGCACGUUUGACUUUCGAACGCGAUAACCACGCGGGAAAAAUUAAUAUUGACGUUCGGAAAUUCCGAUGCGAAAUGCGAUGUUUUCCGUUUGCAAAAUGAAAACGUAAUAAAUUAAAUAACAAUAAAACAGUGUAAAUAGGUGAAAGUGGUGUAAAAAAUGUUUUUUUAUUGAUUGUUUUUGAACGAAUUUUUGAUAACUUUUUUUAGUACGAAUAGUGUAGUGAUUUUUUUUUUUAUUUUUUCAAGUGAAAGUGUAUCUAGUAAAGAUGAAGUAUUCACAUUUCUUUGGUGGAUUUUUGGUGUUAUUGGCUGUUUUAAUAGAUAUAGUGCAGCCGCUGUGUGUUCUUGAAUCAGACUUCGGUUUCAAAAUAAACUGCGCCUUCAAAAAGUCUGGACUAUUCAGGGUACGGAACCUUGGAGGAGUCAAAGCUCACGCUAGUAUAGGUUUCAGUCUCGGUGAUGAGCUGGGUUUUGAGCAGUCUCUCACCAACCAGGACCCCAGCAGACGGCGGUCCGUCAGCUUUAAGAAUGGAGCCCCCAACGUACUAGUCGACACAGCGGGCCGUCCGGCUGGGAAGCAGGAAAAACGCGCAAAGCAGAACAGAAUAAUGAUGAGGCCGAUGCCGCCUCCGAGUCGACCCAACCAAGCUGCGAUGGACAAACUCUCUACUCUCCACAGAAGAGUUUCCUCCACCACGCAGCCCGUCGCGCCCGGACCCACUGUAGACUCCCCCUUCAAGCAACCCAUCAUCACAAUGGCGAAACCAAUGCCGAUGGGUGUACCACCUUUCAAACCUUUGCCACCAAAGGAAGACACACUGAAAGUUGUACCUCUAGCGUCUUCGAAGAAGUAUUCUCCCCUUCAAAUACCACAGUCGAAAGGCCCUGCGAUCGCGUACCAAAGUGAGAAUUACAAUUUAUCACCCGAUAGCAUAUCAAAAAUGGUAUCACACAUGACAGCAGUACAGUACCAACCGGCCAAUACACAAACAAGAACAACAAUGCGUACAACAGUCAACCCAUUUCUUCCCAUGCCACCAUCAUCACAAGCUAUAUCUAUCAUACCCGCACCAGUUCUUAAGGAAACUCUUCCACAUACCCACGUUUCAUACAACACUGUUUCUGUUCCUAAAACCGGUCCUCUUUCUAACUUUAUAGACCCAGUUCCUCAUCAAGUCCACGAUCUGGCGAACAACUAUCCAGCGUACAAUACCAAGAAAGUUGACGACUACAACAGUAUAACUGGAUACAGCGAUGAUGUGACGUUGAAGUUCAACAAAGAAGAUAUAAAUGCAAAGAUAGCUGAGAUAGCGAAAGCUGGUAACAUCUCCAUGGAAGCGGUGGAAGCGGCUAUAGCGUUGAGGCAACAGCAGUUGUUGAGCAAGUACGCGAACAUACCCAUGCCGGCCACGACCACAACGACCACGACGACGACAGAACAGCCUCUAGAGGUGUACCAGCUUGAGCCUGAACCAGAGAUUAUAGUAGCGCCUAUACCGCAGAAACCAAAAAGAAAUCCAACAUCAGGCAAAGUGAUGAACGCUCCUCGAGAGUACUACCCAGUCGGGUACGAAAAAAACUUCGACGACCAUUUCCAGUCGAAGGUAGAUUUGCCCGACACCAACUUCCACUGCGGCGACCAGAAAUACUUCCCUGGACUUUAUGGUGAUGAGAAUCUGGGCUGUAUGGUGUUUCACGUAUGCGCCCUCACGGACGACGGGCUGGUCAUGAAGUCGUUCCUCUGCCCGGAGUCCACACUCUUCGACCAGACCAUCCUCAAGUGCAACUGGUGGUUCUACGUAGACUGCAAGAACACCGUCAAACUCUACGACACCAACAUCCCUGUGUCCAAGAGCUACCAGCUCAUGAAAGCCUUGACAUUCUUCUCAUCUUACAAGAAGGAAAUGGAAGAAGGGCAAUCGAUGGAACCAGAAAACGUUGAAGGUAUAAAAGAAGCUAUAACUAUACUUGAAAAUCAAGACUCUAAGCCUGCUGCCAGCGAUGAUAUGCAGAUUGUCACACCACUGCCAGUGAUUGAUGAAAGACACAGUAACAAAAAAGAUUAUUCUAACUUAACUUCACCUGUUUAUAGAGGAACCAGGGAAUAUACUAAUUCAACCGAAAGACGAAAUGUAAGAAGACCUGUGAAACCUCAAGAAGCGGAGGACAUUAAACUUGUUACAGUAAAUGCUGGAUUACACUUUAACAUUACCAAAGAUAACACUGCAAAUAAUACCGAUACAUCUAUAAACAAUUCCACUGAACGCAAACGUAGAAGAAUAGCUUCACGAAAUAAGAACUUUAAUAGCAGAACUACAACUACGACAACUACUAGUACUACAACUACUACUACACAAAAACCCGAAGAAGUAACAACUUCACUCAAGGAAUUGUUGAAACAAGAAAUACAACCAAUGGAAGUUAGUACAACUACAGCAGACGUGAAGCAAGAAAAACUUACAGAUGCAAUUGAUAAUUUAGAACAAAUUGACGCGAGUAUACUGAAAGAAGCUGAAAUUUCUCCUGCAGUGCGUCGGUUCUAUAGAUCUAGUGCGGAAUUGAACAACGCAGACGAUAAAGAAAUAACAAUAGUUAAUAAUGAAAAAAUACAGAUUGUAAGGCCAACACCUGUAUCGCAACUAGUUGGAGAAUAUCCAACGCAAAUAGCUGCUGUAGCAAAAUUAGACGAAGCAGUUUUAGGUAAAUAUAGUCCGAGAUUCAAGAAAGAAGUAAUAGCAAUUGUGACGCCGAGUAAACAUGAAAUAUUUCUAAAUCCCUCUCGAGAUCGAACAUAGUUCACAAAAAAAUAAUUAGUCAAUAACUUUAUCUUUAGUGUCAUAUUAUAGACCUUGUUAACUUAUUUAUUUCUCGGAUACGUAAGCGUUGGCGAAUGUACUGUGGAUUACGUAUUUGCUCAAUUUUUACGUUAGUCUAAUUGAAGUGAUAUUAUGGUGUAUGUUUUUAUAGUUGUUUAGAAUAAAAAUGUUUCCCUAAUCAAA